Filobasidium floriforme is the source of this 2111-nucleotide messenger RNA. Its product is annotated as P-loop containing nucleoside triphosphate hydrolase protein. Bases 43 to 2040 code for a protein of 665 amino acids. The record is from RefSeq and is a predicted model, not a curated record. Gene Ontology annotation, biological process: mRNA splicing, via spliceosome. The transcript has 11 exons. Gene Ontology annotation, molecular function: RNA binding; ATP binding; RNA helicase activity. Gene Ontology annotation, cellular component: spliceosomal complex. Lineage: Eukaryota; Fungi; Basidiomycota; Tremellomycetes; Filobasidiales; Filobasidiaceae.
AGCAAAAUUAGAAACGAAGUGACACAUUCAAACUCAUUCAUCAUGGCCACCGCAACAGAGACCUCUCGAGGCUUCAAGAGGAGACGCAACUCGAUUACCGAAUUUGAGCGGUCCCUGAUGACCGCGCCCGUAGCUAGUGGUUCAAACUCGCCACCCAACGGCAUGACCAACGGGCACACCAGCAACGGAGCCUCGAAUGGAUCAGCUGUGGCGAAUGAUGAGGAUGACGACAACUAUACUCCCUACGUUCCCGUCGCCAAGCGUAGGGCCAACCUGCUCUCUUCCCUCUCACAACGUCACCAACCGGCAAAGACCGUGACAAAGACGCCUGAAGAUCUCGCUCGCGAGCAAGAGGCAUUUCAGCGAGAGCAAGAGGCAGCCGAGGAGGUACGGCGUGAAAAGGCGAGGAAGGAACGUACACUGCUAGAGGAGGCUCAGGAAGUUAAGAAGAGGCAAGCCGAGUUGGACCUGCAGGAGACCGAUCUCGAGCGAGAGGCAAAGAAGGAAGCCGAGAUCUUGGCCGCUCUCGAGAAGCAGCAAAAGAAGUUGGCGAGUGCUGCCGAGUUGGCUAAGGGUGUGAGCUAUACCGAGAGUAUCAAGACAACAUGGCAGGCACCGCGUUACAUCCGAGACCGGACCGAGGCUCAGAACGACGAGGUUCGAGAACAGCAUCAUAUCAUCGCCGAAGGGGACGAUAUCCCUCCUCCCAUCUCCCGCUUCGAGGAUAUGAAAUUGCCCGCUCCGAUCCUCAAAUACCUGAAGAGCAAAGGUAUUCUCAAACCGUCACCGAUUCAGACGCAGGGAAUCCCAACCGCUCUGCAGGGCAGGGACAUUAUCGGUGUCGCCCAGACCGGUUCCGGAAAGACCUUGGCAUUCACGCUCCCGGCCAUCAUGGCGAGUCUGGAAAUGGAGGCUAGGUUGCCCUUCGUUCGAGGAGAAGGGCCUGUAGCCAUGGUCAUCUGUCCUUCGCGAGAACUGGCCAGACAGACCUAUGAAGGAUGCGUGGCUAUGUGCAAAGUCCUGGCAGAGAAGGGCGAAUACCCCGAAAUCCGAUCGCUUCUGUGUAUGGGAGGUAUCAAUAUGGCCGAUCAAUCCGAAGUGCUCAACCGAGGUGUACACAUUGUGAUCGCCACUCCGGGUCGACUAAUGGACAUGCUGGAGAAGAAGAAGCUGAACUUGGAGAACUGCAAGUACAUGUGUUUCGACGAGGCCGAUCGAAUGGUCGAUAUGGGUUUCGAGGAAGACGUCCGAACGAUCAUGUCCUUCUUUAGCCACCAACGUCAGACCCUCCUAUUCUCAGCAACAAUGCCCCAAAAGAUUCGAGAUUUCGCACAGGCUUCCUUGAUCGAACCGGUCCUGAUCAACGUCGGUCGAGCAGGAGCAGCCAACUUGGAUGUCAUCCAAGAAGUCGAAUAUGUCAAGCAAGAGGCCAAGAUGCUGUACCUCCUCGAAUGUCUGCAGAAGACGCCUCCUCCUGUCGUUGUCUUCAGUGACAACAAGAACGAAGUCGACGACAUCCAGGAGUACCUCUUGCUGAAGGGGGUCGAAGCUGUGGCGAUUCACGGUAGCAAGAGUCCGGAAGAGCGAGAGUUUGCCAUCACCUCUUUCAAGGACGGGCGGAAAGAUGUUUUGAUUGCCAGUGGAGUCGGAUCCAAGGGUUUGGAUUUCGCCGAGAUCAAGCACGUCAUCAACUACACCAUGCCAAAGGAGAUCGAAGAUUAUGUCCAUCAGAUCGGUCGUACCGGUCGUGGAGGUCGAACGGGUUUGGCAACGACGUUUGUCGACGCCAGCUUGAACGAGGCCAUCUUGUUGGACUUGAAGUACCUGCUACUUGAAGCCAAGCAAAAGGUUCCCGAGUUCAUCAAAUCGAUCGAUGAUCCGAUGGAAAAGUACCACGCCGCUGGAACGGUCGGAAAGGCAUGUGCCGUCUGUGGUGGUCUCGGUCAUUCGAUUGUCAACUGUCCCAAGCUCGAGGACGCUCAACGACGACAGAUGGCGGGGCAGACGGGUCGGGAAGGUGGUGGAGGAGGUGGUUACUAAGGAAAAGAGGAAGGAGAUUUUCCCGCUAUUGUAUCAUCGCCAACGUCGUGCUAUGACAUCAUUGUUUUUGA